AUGGAUGUGCUCAGCCCCUUACAGGGCAACAACACCACGUCGUCCCAGGGUCCCUUCGGGACACACGCCAACGCUACUGGCAUCUCCGACGUGACCUUCAGCUACCAAGUGAUCACCUCUCUGCUGCUGGGCACGCUCAUCUUCUGCGCGGUGCUGGGCAAUGCGUGCGUGGUGGCCGCCAUCGCCUUGGAGCGCUCCCUGCAGAACGUGGCGAACUAUCUUAUAGGCUCGCUGGCCGUCACAGACCUCAUGGUGUCGGUGCUGGUGCUGCCCAUGGCCGCGUCGUACCAGGUGCUCAACAAGUGGACUCUGGGACAGGUCACCUGUGACCUGUUCAUCGCCCUCGACGUGCUGUGCUGCACCUCGUCCAUCCUGCACCUGUGCGCUAUCGCGCUGGACAGGUACUGGGCCAUCACAGACCCCAUCGACUACGUGAACAAGAGGACGCCCCGGCGCGCAGCUGCACUCAUCUCGCUCACCUGGCUCAUUGGCUUCCUCAUCUCCAUCCCGCCCAUGCUGGGCUGGCGCACCCCGGAAGACCGCUCGGACCCCGACGCGUGCACCAUCAGCAAGGACCACGGCUACACUAUUUACUCCACCUUCGGCGCUUUCUACAUCCCGCUGCUGCUCAUGCUGGUUCUCUACGGGCGCAUCUUCCGAGCCGCGCGAUUCCGCAUCCGCAAGACAGUCAAGAAGGAGGAGAAGAAGGUAGCCAACAACCGCCUUGGGGCGUCGCCAGCCCCGCAGCCCAGAAAGAGCGUAAAUGGUGAGCCGGGUAGCAAAGACUGGAGGCAGGGCAUGGAGAACAAGGCAACAGGGGCUCCGUGCGCCAAUGGAGCCGUGAGGCUGGGCGAAGAAGGCGCCGCCCUGGAGGUGAUCGAAGUGCACCGGGUGGGCAACUCCAAAGAGCACCUGCCGCUGCCCAGCGAGGCCGGUGCUGCCCCCUGCGUCCCCGCCCCCUUCGAGAAGAAAAAUGAGCGCAACGCCGAGGCCAAGCGUAAGAUGGCCCUGGCCCGCGAGAGGAAGACGGUGAAGACGCUGGGCAUCAUCAUGGGCACCUUCAUCCUCUGCUGGUUGCCCUUCUUCAUCGUGGCCCUGGUCCUGCCCUUCUGCGAAAGCAGCUGCCACAUGCCCACCCUGUUGGGCGCCAUAAUCAACUGGCUGGGCUACUCCAACUCUCUGCUCAACCCUGUCAUUUACGCCUACUUCAACAAGGACUUCCAAAACGCAUUUAAGAAGAUCAUCAAGUGCAAGUUCUGCCGCCGAUGA
Balaenoptera musculus (blue whale) is the source of this 1269-nucleotide messenger RNA. It is a transcript of the gene HTR1A, whose product is annotated as 5-hydroxytryptamine receptor 1A. Gene Ontology annotation, biological process: regulation of vasoconstriction; regulation of behavior; regulation of hormone secretion. Gene Ontology annotation, cellular component: plasma membrane. Gene Ontology annotation, molecular function: G protein-coupled serotonin receptor activity. The transcript has a single exon. The coding region runs from base 1 to 1269 and encodes 422 amino acids. Lineage: Eukaryota; Metazoa; Chordata; Mammalia; Artiodactyla; Balaenopteridae. The record is from RefSeq and is a predicted model, not a curated record.